Molecule: messenger RNA, 2428 nt
Organism: Xyrauchen texanus (razorback sucker)
Lineage: Eukaryota; Metazoa; Chordata; Actinopteri; Cypriniformes; Catostomidae
Gene: mettl15
Product: methyltransferase like 15
Exons: 6
Coding region: 256-1500 (414 amino acids)
Biological process (GO): rRNA base methylation
Molecular function (GO): rRNA (cytosine-N4-)-methyltransferase activity
Source: RefSeq, a predicted model, not a curated record
UGCGCUCAUGAACAAUCUUCACUGCUGCACGUUUAAUGGAAGACCAAAUAUAUUGAUUAUAGGGGGGAAGCGUUUAACCGUCAAUUCACAUCCUUCUGUAUUGUUUUAUCUAUUUACAUUGUAGAUUUCUCCGUUGUAUCUUUCAGACCUGACGUCUAAAUAGAGCACCCACAUUGAAUUCGACAUACUGUACAGUUUGCGAAGACACAUGCUUUAAAUACAUCACGUGUUGACAGUGGACAGGACAAGAAAUAAAUGGUUCAGAUGUCUCUAUUUUAUAGUCGUUUCAUGGUUGCAUCCUGCAAACCGACUUUAUGGGUAUGGAGAGAUGUUGAUCCUGACCAUAGCUCCAGAAUACUGAGCCAAUUUUGGAGGAAGUUGUGGACUUCAGAAAGAACCUAUACUGACUCAGUUCCUUCAAGCCCUGGUUCUGAUCUCAGAAAUGUGGAGAUGUCAUCUCAAAGUGAGAAAGACUUUCACACUCCUGUUAUGGUGAAAGAGGUACUGCAGUGUUUGGACAUUCAACCAGGACAGGUUGUCCUGGACUUGACCUUUGGGGCUGGAGGCCACUUGAAGGCCAUUCUGCAGUCAGUGCCUGGUGUAACAGUGGUGGCGGCAGAUCGUGACCCCUUGGCGUUCCAACUGGCUCAGUGUUUAUCUCAAGAAUACCUGGGCCAGGUAAAGCCAGUGCUUGGGAGGUUCAGUGAACUGAAUAACCUGCUUCCAACAUUGGGUUUGGGACCGAGAGAUGUGGAUGCUGUCCUUCUGGAUGCUGGUUGCUCCUCCAUGCAGAUGGACUUAGCAGAAAGAGGCUUCUCCCUCAGCAAGGAUGGACCACUAGACAUGAGGAUGGAUGGAGACAGGUACCCCGACAUGCCCUGCGCGGCUGACGUGGUCAACGCCUUAGAUCAACAGGCGCUUGCGUCUGUGCUGGCUGCGUAUGGGGAGGAGCGGCACGCCAAGAAAAUUGCUGCGGCCAUCGUACAGGCACGAAGUGUAUACCCCAUCAGCCGGACCAUACAGCUGGCCACCAUUGUAGCAGGAGCAUUUCCAGCCAGUGCACUGUAUGCCCGGCGUGACCGACUGCAGCGGCCGUCACACGUGGCCACCAAAACCUUCCAGGCCUUACGGAUGUUUGUGAAUGAUGAGCUAAACGAGCUGCACACUGGUUUGUCUGUGGCACAGACUGUUCUCCAUCCCAAGGGGCGACUCUGUGUUCUCACCUUUCACUCCUUGGAGGACCGGCUGACCAAGCGCUUCCUCCGUGGAGAGGACUUGGCUGCCCCGCCAUGCCGUAGCAUUCGCCAGCGAGCCAAAGCCCAGAAUAGAGUAGAAGAAGAGGAGAAAGAAGAUGAGGAAGAGUAUGAAGAAGAGGAGAGGGGACGAGAGAGCGCCCAUUGGGUUAUUCUGCAGAAGAAGGUGAUGAAGCCAAGUGAGGAAGAGGUACAGGAGAACCCAAGAGCACGAUCAGCUAAACUCAGAACAGCCAUAAGACGUUAGAGGUGUUUCAAUCUCAAACAGUGUGGAAAAAAACUGAUCAGAGAUUUAUUAAAAAUGUUAGUGUAAAAUAAACAAUAGAAUUCCAGUAUUUGUGUUUUGGAACAGUUGAAGAGUACAGAUAAAUUGCACUGAAAUCCAGAAAAUGCCUGACUGAACGGCAUGAACUCACAUGACAAACUCAAUUAUAUGUCAGGUUGGGGGUGCUCAAGGUUGAAUCCAUCUUGUUCCUGCUGAGCCUUUGCCUCCCCAGAACACUAAUAAUUACACCAUACCACAUUACUGGUUCUGUGACUUCACCUCAAAGCCAAAUUCAGGAUCACUUCACACAUGGGUUCUAUCCAUCUCUCACCUUUUCCCUGACUCAUUUUUGCUGCACACAUCCUAUAGGACAAAGUCUGGCUGCUUCCUAUGAAGUUUCUAAAGUUUCCAUUAACAGCUAGAAUAAGAUUCUUCAGUUAUUACACACUGUUCCGUUUAAGAACAAUUUCCGUUGAAGAACAAUAUUCACUGUGACAAGAGGCCAGGAUAAUUUUCACAUGUGGAAAAUUAUAAAAAAAAUUACGUAAAACAUUUGACACAAUUAAUGAGUAUAGCUUCACAUCACUGCAGCAAGUGUUGGGGUGCAAACGUGGGUGUAGAGCCCACAUGUAAGUUGACAGUGCAGCAUGUGACAUAGAGAGAGAAAAAAAAAGAGACGAAGAGAUUGCUUCUCUAUGCAGUGGCCUCUCUCCCUUUGUUGAGCUUGUUGGGUGAGUCACACACCUGCAGGACUCGGGUGGGAUUCAGCUACCAUGGUAAUACUCAGCACCUUGUGUACUCUACUCUGUUCAUUGAGUUGCUUGAUUCACAUGCAUAUUCCCAAUUAGUCUCUGUUUUUAACACCCAAUUAAAUUGUUUAACUCUGAAUGAGUAUUAAUGCAGCUAUUCA